CGAGCUGAAGUAUUAUACAGCACUCUUAAGCUCAGCAGUACGGCGACGCUCCUCUUUUUCGAUAUAGCAUAAGCAACGCCUUUUCUUAUAAAGAAUGCCGCACGUAACAUUAUAUCCUUUAGAAAACUAUACAUUUGGCGCGAAAGAUGCACAACCGGAAGAAGACUCGUCGGUAGCGGCUCGCUUAAAACGACUAGAAAAUGACUAUGAAACGCACGGCAUGCGACGGACGGUUGAAGCUGUCAUGGUGGUUCAUCAACAUAACCAUCCUCACGUUCUUAUGCUUCAAAUCGCUAAUGCAUUUUUCAAACUACCCGGCCACUACUUGCAACCAGGCGUAGACGAACGUGAAGGACUCAAGCAGAUUUUAAACGAACGACUCGGCCCAGCAGAUCCAAAUGAAUGGCCCAACGAACCACAGUGGGAAGUUGGUGAAUGCUUAAGCACAUGGUGGCGACCCAACUUUGAAUCCUAUAUGUAUCCUUAUACUCCUGCCCAUGUUACCAAGCCUAAAGAAAAGAAAAUGUUGUACUUAGUGCACAUGCCACCACACAAGGUGCUCACAGUACCCAAAAACAUGAAGGUCCUGGCCAUCCCAUUGUUUGAAUUAUACGACAACGCCGCGCGUUACGGUGCGCAAUUAUCUGCGAUUCCCCAUUUACUGAGUCGAUACGACUUUGAAUACAAGCCAAUGUAAAUAUGUCUUUAGCUUCUAAUAUAAAAAGGGCCUCUUUUGCUCUUUAGGCGUCUUCAGCAGAGUGGUUAACCUUGGGGUUAAAGAAGAGCGAAUCCUUGCCCCAGAAGUAGUCCUAGUCAUUUUAUGUUUCUAUGAGAACUCUUGUCGGUUUGUUUCCACGGUAGUCUAUUUUUAUAGUACCUUGACGCGCCAGUUCAUGUAUGGGUACUGCACCCAUUCGUGCGGGUGCUCGGCCUGAUGCUUUUCGUGGGCCUUCAUAAGGUUGUACGCAUUGAUACCAGAGCCCAAAAGACUAACGAAACACCCCAGUUUGCAUGAGCAACCUUCUUUUUCGCUAAAGAGGAUAAAAGAGUUGAAAAGGACUUA
Molecule: messenger RNA, 1063 nt
Organism: Zychaea mexicana
Lineage: Eukaryota; Fungi; Mucoromycota; Mucoromycetes; Mucorales; Lichtheimiaceae
Product: Cleavage/polyadenylation specificity factor subunit 5
Exons: 6
Coding region: 95-697 (200 amino acids)
Cellular component (GO): mRNA cleavage factor complex
Molecular function (GO): mRNA binding
Source: RefSeq, a predicted model, not a curated record